Molecule: messenger RNA, 6551 nt
Organism: Protopterus annectens (West African lungfish)
Lineage: Eukaryota; Metazoa; Chordata; Ceratodontiformes; Protopteridae
Gene: SOS2
Product: SOS Ras/Rho guanine nucleotide exchange factor 2
Exons: 23
Coding region: 677-4666 (1329 amino acids)
Biological process (GO): Ras protein signal transduction; positive regulation of GTPase activity
Cellular component (GO): plasma membrane
Molecular function (GO): protein heterodimerization activity; guanyl-nucleotide exchange factor activity
Source: RefSeq, a predicted model, not a curated record
UGAGCAUGCGUGGUAGUCGGAAUGCAGUAAGUGGAAGUGGUAUCGUCUUACGUGAGCAGAAAGGGGAGAGUGAAAGGGCUGUGAUUUUUAACGAGCCAUGGGUUCGGGCAGGAACCCCGGGGGAGGUGGAACCUGACGCUGCAGAAAAUAACUGAUCAACUCGGGUGUGUUGUGAAGGCUAGCAUCCCUCGGAAGGGAUGAGGACCUCUGAUUUGUCCCUCGGCUGCAACGUUUGUUGUAGGAGCCGCACCACUUCACUGCUUUCCUGGAUUUGUUACGCGUAACUAUUAUUGCUUUCAGAAUAAAAUACGCUUCUUUGCAAGAUGCUUUUUGAUAGCACAGAUGAGAAUGUCUGUUAAUUUGGAAGCUUGUGACUGGUGCAUAAGUGCUGCCCACAGUUCGUUAGUAGCGUGCAGUCGGAGCACGAAGCAUUACCUCAGAGUUAAGGCUUUGGGUUUCUUUUACAUGGAGGAACUGGUUCUUGUUUCUUUUUUUGUCAUUUACGGUGCUUUUACUUUCGCCAAUUUUCUUUAAAAAGAAAGCCAUACAACGCUUGAUUGUGGUGUGUUGCUCCACAGGUAUAGAGCUUCUAGUAUUAAGGAGUGUUGUCAGUUUUUUGUUUGUCCUUCCAUAUGCGUGCCUGACAGACUGUCAGACUGAUGCAGAGGAACCAACCAUGCAGCAGCAACCGUAUGAUUUUUUCAGUGAAGAGAAUCAUCACAAAUGGCGGGGCCUUUUUCUACCUGCUUUACGUAAGGUCCAGGAACAAGUGCAUCCCAACCUUUCAGCAAGUGAUGAGUCCCUUUAUUAUGUAGAAGAAUUGAUUCUUCAGCUGCUAAACAUGUUGUGCGUUGCUCAGCCUCGGACUGUUCAAGAUGUGGAGGACCGAGUCCAGAAGACUUUUCCACAUCCAAUUGAAAAAUGGGCCAUUGGUGAUGCACAGUCUGCAAUAGAAAAACGCAAACGAAAAAACCCUCUUCUUCUCCCAGUGGAAAAAAUACAUCCUUUACUGAAGGAAGUGUUGGGCUAUAAAGUUGAUUACAAUGUGUCCCUGUAUAUAGUUGCUGUACUCGAAUAUAUUUCUGCUGAUAUCCUGAAAUUGGCUGGGAAUUAUGUUUUCAACAUUCGCCACACUGAAAUUUCCAAGCAGGAUAUCAAAGUGUCAAUGUGUGCAGAUAAGGUUCUCAUGGAUAUGUUUGACCAGGAUGAAGAUUUUGGUUUGGUGACUGAUGAUGAUGAGCCUUCUUCUUCAGGUGAACUCCAUUACCAUGAUCUGGUGAGAGCCGCAAUUGCGGAAGAGAGGCAGUAUCUGCGAGAAUUAAACUUAAUUAUAAAAGUGUUUCGCGAAGCAUUCCUAUCCAACAGUAGACUCUUUAGUCAUCAAGAUAUUGAAGUGAUAUUCAGCAACAUUCUGGAUAUUCAUGAACUAACUGUGAAGCUGUUGGGUCUGAUAGAGGACACUGUGGAAAUGACAGAUGAAAGUAGCCCUCAUCCUCUGGUUGGAAGUUGCUUUGAAGAUCUAGCUGAGGAGCAAGCAUUUGACCCUUAUGAAAUCUUGGCUCAGGAUAUUCUUUCACCACUUUUUCAUGAACACUUUAAUAACUUAAUGGCUAAGCCAUCUGUUGCACUGCACUUUCAAUCUAUUGCUAAAGGUUUCAAAGAAGCUGUACAGUAUGUAUUGCCACGUCUUCUCUUGGUCCCCAUCAAUCACUGUUUGCACUAUUUUGAAUUAUUGCAGCAACUUGAAGAGCGAAGUGAAGAUGAGGAAGACCGAGAAUGUUUGAAACAAGCCAUUACUGCUCUUCUUAACUUAGAAUGUAGUUUGGUACGCAUUUCCAACAAGCACUUACCUCGACGCAGACCUGGGGAAUCUGCCUACCGUUUCUACAGUCGCCAAGUUAGAAGCAAACACCUAGCCAUAAAGAAAAUGAAUGAGAUCCAGAAGAAUAUUGAUGGCUGGGAAGGGAAGGACAUUGGACAGUGCUGCAAUGAAUUAAUCAUGGAAGGUACGCUAAUGCAAGUAGGAGCGAAGCAUGAACGCCAUAUUUUCCUCUUUGAUGGCUUAAUGAUCAGCUGUAAGGUCAAUCAUGGACAGUCACGGCUCCCCAGUUCCAGUAGUGGUGAAUACAAGGUGAAGGAAAAGUUUCAUAUGAGAAAAGUCCAAAUCAUUGACAAAGACGACACUGCAGAAUACAGGCAUGCAUUUGAAAUUGUUAGGAAAGAUGAAAACAGUGUACUGUUUGCAGCUAAAUCUGCUGAGGAGAAAAAUAACUGGAUGGCAGCCUUGAUUUCACUCCACUAUCGGAGUACUCUGGAUCGAAUGUUAGAUGCUGUACUGUUACAUGAAGAACAGGAACGACCACUCAGACUGCCCAAUCCAGACGUGUAUCGUUUUGCUGAACAAGAUUCUGAGGGUAACAUUGUUUUUGAAGACAGUGUGCAAAGCAAAACUGGAAUUAUGAUUAAAGGAGGGACUGUUCUAAAAUUAAUUGAAAGACUGACAUACCACAUGUAUGCAGAUCCUAAUUUUGUGCGCACUUUUCUGACAACAUACAGAUCAUUCUGCAAACCCCAGGAGCUACUCAACCUUUUGAUAGAGCGGUUUGAGAUCCCUGAUCCUGAGCCUUCAGAGGCUGAUAAACUUGCAAAAGAAAAGGGAGAUGACCCAUUUACCACUGACCUGAAGAGAUUUCGUAAGGAGUAUGUUCAGCCUGUACAGCUCAGGGUUCUAAAUGUAUUUCGUCAUUGGGUAGAACAUCAUUUCUAUGACUUUGAGAGAGACCCUUGUUUACUUACUAGGUUAGAGGAAUUCAUUUCAAAUGUCAAAGGAAAGGCUAUGAAGAAGUGGGUAGAAUCCAUCAUGAAAAUCAUUAAAAGGAAACAACAGACUCAAGCAAAUGGAAUCAGCCAUAAUAUUACAUUUGGAAGUCCACCUCCGCCAGUUGAGUGGCACAUCAGUAAACCUGGGCAAAUAGAUACUUUUGAUCUCAUGACCCUUCAUCCUAUAGAAAUAGCACGGCAACUCACACUCCUAGAAUCUGAUCUCUAUAGAGCUGUACAACCAUCUGAACUUGUUGGUAGUGUAUGGACUAAAGAAGAUAAAGAAAUAAAUUCUCCCAAUUUACUAAGGAUGAUUCGUCACACAACAAAUCUCACUCUCUGGUUUGAAAAGUGUGUAGUGGAAGCUGAGAAUUUUGAAGAGCGAGUUGCUGUCUUUGGGCGAAUUAUUGAAAUUUUGCAGGUUUUCCAAGAGUUAAAUAACUUCAAUGGCGUACUGGAAAUAGUUAGUGCAGUGAAUUCUGUGCCAGUAUAUAGGUUGGACCACACCUUUGAGGCACUGAAUGAGAGGAAAAGGAGGGUUUUGGAUGAAGCAGUGGAAUUGAGCCAAGAUCAUUUUAAGAAGUAUCUUGCAAAACUCAAGAGUAUAAACCCACCAUGUGUGCCUUUCUUUGGAAUAUAUUUGACAAACAUUCUCAAGACCGAAGAAGGAAACCCAGAUUUUCUUAAAAGAAAUGGGAAGGAAUUACUUAAUUUCAGCAAAAGGAGAAAAGUGGCUGAAAUUACGGGAGAAAUUCAGCAGUACCAGAACCAGCCUUAUUGCUUGAAAGUGGAGUCGGACAUAAAGAGAUUUUUUGAAAAUCUAAACCCCAUGGGAAUCAUGUCAGAGAAAGAGUUUACAGACCAUCUCUUCAACAAGUCGUUAGAAAUUGAACCGAGAAACUGUAAGCAGCCACCUAGAUUUUCUAGGAAAACUACGUACUCUUUAAAGUCCCCUGGAAUAAGGCCUAAUACUGGUAGACAUACCUCUUUGUCAGGUACCAUGAAGAAUCAUCCGAUGCCACUGGCGCUGGAACGAGAGCCACACAGGAUUAGUUUCAGUCGAAUACCAGAAAUGGAACAUGAGUCAACCAUGUCAGCACCUACCUCCCCAUGCAGUCCUACACCUCCACCGAUAUCAGCUUCUUCUGAGCUCAGUGUUUUCUCAGAUAUGGAUCAUAUUCCAUUCCACAGCAGCCACAGCAUAUUUGCACCUGUCUUUUUGCCUCAUUCAAAAUCUUACUCAAGUUCAUGCGGAAGUUUACAUCGGUUAAGUGAGGAUUUUCUGAUUCCUCCUCCACUUCCUCCACGAAAAAAGGAACACGAUCCUACUAAUUCAAAGACUGGACCAAAAUUAAAUGGUAGUCCUCCUGCUAUUCCACCAAGGCUGCCUCCACCUCCAAGGAUACAUCCAAGAGUUCCUGUUCACAAUGGCCUUCUAGAUGGACCUUUGCUUAGUCCUCCACCUCCACCUCCAAGAGAUCCUCUACCAGAUCCUCCACUGGUUCCAUGUAAGCCACAAGAGAACUUUGUGAACUGUCCAUUUAAUCUUCCACCUCCUCCACUUGGACGGCUUCACAGGGAGCAGGACUGGUUAAGAGAACCCAGCACAUGCCCCAACUCUCCAAAUACUCCACCAAGCACACCUUCUCCACGAGCUCUGCGUCGCAGUGCUACACUCAGUGCAAGCCAGCAGAAUCUUUCUUACCCAGCAGCACCACCAGUUCCACCAAGGCAGAACUCUAGUCCUCUACUACCAAAACUUCCACCAAAGACCUACAAAAGGGAACUUUCACAUCCACCGCUGCAAGGACAGUCCUUGGUAGAAAAUACAGAAGUUCCUCAUUGAUGUUAAAUGUAUUAAGUCGCUGACACUGGAUUCGCAUGUCACUUUUUGUAUUAAAUAUGGCACUGUACUUUAAGUACUUCUACAAAGAAAGCUCUUACUAAAUGUGUUGCUGUUAAGAAUGCACAUAAACUCUUAUUUAUGAAAGUAUUCACAGCAGUUUUCAUUCCUACCUACAGCGUUAUCCUCAGGUGAUUAGUAGUAUUGCCUUUUCUCAAAUUUCCAGUGCCAUUGUGGUUAUGCCAGUACAAAACACAGUAUCUGUCGCACUGUAUUGCAGACCUUUACAAGUUUGAACUUUAAAGAGAUGACUUUUGCACUGAGCCAAUGAGAGGUAAGUUCUUGAGACUCUUCUGGCUUGAGCUCUAGUGGCCUUUGAAGGGCAAUCCAGUAACACAGACUUGAUGAGUUAAAGUACAAAUUGCUCUCAGUACCCCAGAGCUCAGAUAUUGCUUUGGAACAAUGACGUUUGUGGAUGCCUUCUGCUGUUCUGACUUUCAAUACCAUGUCUUAAGUUCUAUCAGUUUGCUGCUGAAUGUACAGUACAAACUUAUAUAAGGAACACUACAUGUUAUUCUAUAUCUAGGAUAUCCAAAUGCACUACAACUUUAAUUUCUGAACUUUGCAGAUGAAUUGGAUCAAAGUACAAAAAAAAUCUUUUGCUAUUAGUAGGAAUGCAUCUUAUUCAGAUGUGCCUUUUUAUUUUUGCAGUCGAAGGUGUCUUAAACUAAAAAGUUGCCUAAUACUUUGGAGAACAAAGCUAUACACAAUUUAUGUACAAUGUUGUCAGUACUGUGUAUAUAUGGCAUAUGUAGAUACAAGCUAGGAAGUCUGGUAUAUGAAUAACGUCAUAUAAGAACUCCAGUAUAACCUAAUUAAUUCAGGAAGAGAAGAAGAGAAACUACUGUGUCUUAGGAACAAAAGCCUUGCUUUUCAAAUACUAUAAGCAACCUGGGAAUCUCAGUAUUCUUUUGUUAGAAGCCCCCUUUUGAGAACAUGGUAAUAUUUCAACCAGCAUACAAAAGGCUUAUGUUACAUUUUCAAGGAAUGCCAUGAAUGGAGUUGGUUUCUGCCAUUUUUUAUGUAUGUCCCUUGAAAUGCUAUAAGAAUCUUGUCUACCGAAAGUAUUGUAAUAGCUUUUGUAAAAUGUGGCCAAAAACCUCUGGUUUCAUUUAAAUGGUAUGUGGCCUUUUAACUGUGCUUUGUAUCAGUGUUCUUCAGUAAGAUUAAAAAAUCACCCAACCUUAAUUUUAAAGCCUUAUUCCUUCAUCAUGUUAUCCAUAUAAUUUGUACAUAACACACCAAGCUUGAAUAUAUUCUCAUCAGUGGUUUAUGCGAUUGCUUUUGGACUGGGAGCAAGUAUAAAUUCUGAGAUGUAAUGAAAGUUCAGACUGUGGAGCUCAGGAUGCUUCCAUUUGCUUCUUAGCAUAACAGCCAAGUCUGUGUGGGCCUUCCUUGGAAUUGGGCUCUAGAUAUAUUUCUGAACUCAACCAUUGUUUUGAGACAGCUGCAUGCAAUGGGAAAAUAGGAUUUUCUGAGGAAAAUGCUACUUCCUCUCAGAAAUUAUUCUGUCUUUAAAACUAGAAGAGCCAAGUGGAACAAACUGAUAAUUAGAAGGCAUAGACAGGAUGUGAAGAAUGUUAGUUUAUCUAGUUCAAAAAUAUACAGCAGUAAUCAACUGUAUGCACAUUAUCUGUUAUGUAUUACAGUAUGCUGUCAGACUGCUACUCUUGGUUUGCACAAGAAGCUAUUCUACGAAAACUAAGAUCACUGAAAACAUAGUCCAUUUUUAUUAAUUUACUGAUUAAACAGUAAUUUCAAUUUUAAAAGGGUACGUUCAUAUGUGCUAGGUGCAUACAUGACAAAAAAUAAAUUAUGAAUUCCUGAG